Quercus robur (English oak) is the source of this 2205-nucleotide messenger RNA. RefSeq names its product UDP-glycosyltransferase 87A1-like. The record is from RefSeq and is a predicted model, not a curated record. Gene Ontology annotation, molecular function: UDP-glycosyltransferase activity. Lineage: Eukaryota; Viridiplantae; Streptophyta; Magnoliopsida; Fagales; Fagaceae. The coding region runs from base 609 to 1976 and encodes 455 amino acids. The transcript has 2 exons.
UUGCAUAAGCAGCCUCUCUACAAGUGUUGUAUUUUGACGACCUUUGUAGAUUAUAAAAGUGUUUGGUUGCGGCCUUAUUUGCACCCCUGACUCGACCCAGCUGGCUACUCAGGUACACUCAGCCCACUCAUUUCUUAACUUUCCCAACUCACUUGCCUCGACUUCUCUGAUAACUCUUUCUUUGGUCCUAUACCUUCUUCCAUUUCAUCUCUUUCAAACCUCCAAACCCUCUCUCUCCAAUCCAACUCGUUCUCUUGCUCGCUCCCUGUAUCUAUUACCAACCUUAAAUCUCUUGACUCGUUGGACCUUUCUCAUAAUUCUCUAACUGGGUUUCUUCCAAACUCAAUCAACUCGCUUUUGAAUUUGAGACGACUCGAUUUGAGUUACAACAAACUCACUGGGUCACUCCCACCAAACUUGCUUGAACUCGCUCUAAAGCACAAUUCUUUAUUUGGGUAUCUCUCAAACUCGUCUUUUGACGGGUUGACUAUCAGUUGGAAGGGGUGGAAGUGGAACUCAGCAAAUACUCAUUCACGGGGACACUACAAGCUUGGUUCGGUACUUGCCUGUGAAUUUCGUUAGCUAUCCUCUGUUAGCGUCUCUGAAUAAUGAGUUCUGUCAAAGCUAAACCAGCCACGCAGUGCCACGUGGUGGCCAUGCCUUAUCCAGGUCGCGGCCACAUCAACCCCAUGAUGAACCUAUGCAAAACACUUGCUUCGAAAAACAGCAAUAUCCUCGUCACCUUCGUUGUCACCGAAGAAUGGCUCGGUUUCAUCGGCUCCGAUCCUAAGCCCGACAACAUUCGCUUCGGCACAAUUCCUAACGUUAUCCCAUCAGAGUUAGUCCGCGCUGCUGACGUUUACUCCUUCACCAAAGCUACCAGGACGAAGUUGGAAGCUCCAUUUGUGCGGCUCCUUGAUCAGCUUGAGCCUCCGGUUACAGUUAUCGUGGCUGAUACUUUUCUUUUCUGGGCAGUUGGAGUUGGGAACCGAAGGAAUAUUCCGGUGGCAUCGUUUUGGCCUAUGUCACAGUCCAUGUUCACCAUCAUGCAACAUGCGGAUCUUUUAGUCAAAAAUGGCCAUUUACCAGCUGACUCAGCAAAAUCCAAGGAGCAUGUAGAUUACAUCCCUGGAAUUUCUUCCAUACAAUUAGUGAAUAUUCCUUUUGAUUGGACAAACCAACAAACGAUGCAAAGGAUUCUCGAAGUUCUUCCAUGGGUAAACAAAGCACAAUAUCUCUUACUAACUUCCAUUUAUGAGCUCGAAUCCAAAGUAUUUGAUGUUCUAAAAGCAAAAUUCUCAUUCCCGGUAUAUGCUAUGUGUGAAAUCGUACCUAACUUUGAUUUUGGUGAAAACACAAACCACAAUGACAACAACUAUUUACAUUGGCUAGAUUGCCAACCUAGAAGUUCCAUUCUGUAUGUUUCAAUGGGAAGUUUUCUUUCAGUUUCUAUUGCCCAAAUGGAUGAAAUUGCAGUUGGUUUGCGUGAUAGUGGUGUUAGAUUCUUUUGGGUGGCGCGUGAUGAGACUAGCAGAUUGAAAGAGCUUUGUGGUCAUUUAGGAUUAGUAGUACCUUGGUGUAAUCAAUUGAGGGUCUUAUCUCAUUCUUCUGUUGGGGGCUUUUUGUCACAUUGUGGGUGGAGUUCCACUCGAGAAGGAAUGUUAUGUGGUCUUCCUUUUCUUACAUUUCCCAUAGUCUUUGAUCAAAUCUUGAAUAGUAAACUAAUUGUGGAGGAUUGGAAAACUGGGUGGAGGGUGAAGCAAGAUAUGGGAAUGGAUAAUUUGGUGACAAGAGUGGAAAUAUCAAGGCUAGUGCAGAAAUUUAUGAAUUUGGAAAAUGAUGAAGGGAAAGAAAUUAGGACAAGAGCAAGCGAAUUUCAACGGAUGUGUCAACAUGCAAUUGCAAAAGGAGGAUCAUCUGAAACCAGCAUCAAUGCCUUCAUCCAGGACCUUUCACAUUGCAUGGUUAUUGAGUAGAAAGUAACUUUUUUGUUUUGCAUGACCAUAAAAUGUCAUGCCUUCUUCACAGUUAUCUAUGGAGUUUUCAAGACCUUAAGCUUGAUAACAGUAAAAAAAAAAAUAAAAUAAUAAUGAGCCAAAUAGGUUGGACUUACAACUACUUUGUUAGUAAAGUACCAGUGGCCUAUUGAAGGUCUUUGUAAUAAUAAUCUUUGUUUUUUAAUUGCAAACUUACUCUUCUUUCUUU